UGUGGAGAAACGGAGUUAGGAGGGAAGCCUCCAAGGAAGGGGGGUUUGACCCUCUCUUUCCUCUCCACCUUUUUUUUUCAACUUUUUCCAUGAGUUCACGCUAAUUUCCUCUUUCUAAAACCCCAUUAAAUCCUCUCUUCCACCCUAACUCCCUUGGAUUUGUCAAUAUUUCCCUCUGCAUUCUCAUACCUUUUUUCCAUGAAUCUCACUUUCAUUUUCGUUUUCUUUGGCAAAAGUUACAGCUUUCUUUGAUUUCUCCACCCCCCACCAAUUUGGUUUCCCAGGAGAUCUGAGGUUUAGACUAAAAAUCCCUUUUUGCUUGCUCCAUUUCUGUGUUUUUCUUUGACAAAGAUCAGAUUUUGGGUUGACUGGGGUUUUUAGAGUUUUAUCCUUUCUAGUUAAAGAUCCAAGAAGGUUGACAGAAAGAUUGAAGCUUUUCUUGUGCCAUUGGUCAGGGCUAAAUCUGAGGUUUUGAUUGAUCUUAGUCCGUGUUUUACUGAUAAUUUGAGGAAAAGAUUGAAUUUUGAAGCACUUUGGAUUAAUGGGUAAUUGUUGUGCUGUGCCGCAAACUUCUGAUGAGAGGAGUACCAGAAACAAGCCAAACCCAUUUUCUGAGUAUAGUACACAUGGGAAUGGUGAAUACAAGUCCUAUGUGUUGGACAGCCCAACAGGGCAUGAUAUUGAGGCCACAUAUAAGCUAGGGCGUGAGCUUGGGCGUGGCGAAUUUGGGGUUACCCAUUUGUGUACUGACAAAUCGACCGGGGGUCAAUUCGCCUGCAAAUCGAUUUCGAAGAAGAAGUUAAGAACCAGAGUGGAUGUUGAGGAUGUGAGGAGAGAGGUUCAGAUCAUGAGGCAUUUGCCUAAGCAUCCCAACAUUGUGACCUUGAAGGAUACCUAUGAGGAUGAUCAUGCUGUCCACUUAGUGAUGGAGUUGUGUGAGGGCGGUGAGUUGUUCGAUAGGAUUGUUUCGAGGGGGCAUUACACUGAGAGGGCAGCUGCCGUUGUGACUCGCACCAUUGUUGAAGUUAUUCAGAUUUGCCAUAAACAUGGAGUCAUGCACCGUGAUCUCAAACCGGAGAACUUCUUGUUCGCAAACAAGAAGGAAACUGCUGCACUAAAGGCCAUUGAUUUUGGACUUUCGGUGAUCUUUAAGCCUGGCGAGAAAUUUAAUGAGAUAGUUGGAAGUCCAUACUACAUGGCUCCCGAGGUUCUGAAAAGAAAUUAUGGUCAAGAAGUGGAUGUCUGGAGCGCGGGCGUCAUUCUCUACAUCUUACUAUGCGGUGUUCCACCGUUUUGGGCAGAAACGGAACAAGGAGUUGCUCAAGCAAUCAUCAAGUCAGUUGUGGAUUUCAAAAAGGACCCUUGGCCUAGGGUUUCUAACAGUGCAAAAGAUCUUGUGAAGAAGAUGCUCAACCCCGACCCCGUCAAGAGGCUCACCGCUCAGGAAGUGUUAGCUCAUCCUUGGUUGCAAAAUGCACAGACGGCUCCUAAUGUUUCUCUGGGCGAAUCAGUCAUAGCAAGGCUUAAGCAAUUCUCAAUGAUGAACAAGCUGAAGAAAAGAGCUCUAACCGUUAUAGCGGAGCAUUUAUCUGUGGAGGAAGUGGCUGGAAUCAAGGAAGUGUUCCAACUAAUGGAUACAAACAACAAGGGGAAGAUUGACAUUAACGAGUUGAGAGUCGGGUUGCAAAAACUUGGCUAUCAGGUCACCGAAACUGAUCUUCAAGUGCUUAUGGAAGCAGGCGACGUUGAUAACGAUGGGUAUUUGGACUGUGGGGAGUUUGUGGCAAUUUCUGUCCACCUAAGGAAAAUGGGUACUGAAGACCACUUGAAGAAAGCAUUCGAAUUUUUUGACAAGAACCGGACCGGUUAUAUAGAGAUUGAGGAGCUACGCGAUGCCUUGGCAGACGAGAUUGAUCCAAACAGUGAAGAAAUCAUUGACGCUAUUAUGCAAGACGUGGAUACAGAUAAGGAUGGACGCAUAAGCUACGAGGAGUUCGAUGCAAUGAUGAAGGCGGGCACGGACUGGAGAAAGGCAUCACGACAGUAUUCACGAGAGCGGUAUAACAGUCUCAGCUUGAAACUGAUGAAGGAUGGAUCUUUAAAGUUUAACAGUUAAGGUAGUAGAUAGCUUGACAAGUAUAACCAUAUCUUUAGCCAAAGAAAUUUAAAACAAAAUUCUUUUCUUUGUGUUUUCUUCAUUUCUUCUCCGCUCGCUCGUCGGGGUGUUUUGUGCUUUAUAUUGUUUGUGCAAUGGUGUGUGUGAUAUAUGGGGAUGAAAGAUAUGAGGUCCCUGUCUCCCUGAUGUUUGUUGUUUGCCUUCUUCUCUUGGAGGGUGAGGAGAUUGUCAUCUGCUAUGCUGUAAAUAUUAUAUGAAGUUUUUGUUGUUUAACAUAUUGUUGGUUCUAUCCUAUAUCCAAUGAAGUUGUUGUUUAAUAUUC
Ipomoea triloba (trilobed morning glory) is the source of this 2438-nucleotide messenger RNA. Its product is annotated as calcium-dependent protein kinase 32-like. NCBI's taxonomy places the organism in Eukaryota, Viridiplantae, Streptophyta, Magnoliopsida, Solanales, Convolvulaceae. The transcript has 8 exons. The coding region runs from base 542 to 2116 and encodes 524 amino acids. Gene Ontology annotation, cellular component: nucleus; cytoplasm. The record is from RefSeq and is a predicted model, not a curated record. Gene Ontology annotation, molecular function: calmodulin binding; calcium ion binding; calcium/calmodulin-dependent protein kinase activity. Gene Ontology annotation, biological process: protein autophosphorylation; intracellular signal transduction; peptidyl-serine phosphorylation.